CGCUUCGGACGCCACUUGUGGAAUUCUUCCACCGGCAGCUGUAACUUUAAACCGGCCUGAGCGAGGCCUAUUUUUACCCAGAAACCAGCGCCCAGAGUGCCUGUGGAGAAGGCUCGGAUGGAGGGCUAGCCCGCCACUUGAGGAGUCCUCACAAAGUGGUGUGGAAGGACAGGCUUGUCCCGGGAGCCUUUCGUUGAGAUCUGUCGCCCCCUUCCAGGGAGGGUCGUUCUGGUUGCUGGGGGGAUUUUGGAUAAGGGUUGCCUGAGCCUGGGGAACUAUAUCUGAAACCCAUCGCUCGGCCUCCAAGCGGUGACUCCCAGGCCGCCACGCAUGAGCCCGGGCCAAACGGUGGCCUGGCCGCCCGCCUACAGGGAUCCUUCCAGGAGCUCUUUAGGGACCGGCGUGUGGCAGUGAGGAGCAAGGAGAUGAAUGUAGCAGCCAAGUACCGCCAGGCCUCCCUGUAUGUGGGUGACCUCCAUGCAGACGUCACCGAGGACCUGCUGUUCAGGAAGUUCAGCGCUGUGGGGCCCGUGCUGUCCAUCCGCAUCUGCAGGGACCUGGUCACCCGCCGCUCUCUGGGCUAUGCCUACGUGAACUUCCUGCAGCUGGCAGAUGCUCAGAAGGCCCUGGACACCAUGAACUUUGACCUGAUAAAGGGCAAAUCCAUCCGUCUCAUGUGGUCUCAACGUGACGCCUACUUAAGGAAAUCUGGAAUUGGGAACGUGUUCAUCAAGAAUCUGGACAAAUCCAUUGAUAACAAAACCCUUUAUGAGCAUUUUUCAGCUUUUGGGAAGAUCUUAUCCUCUAAAGUGAUGAGUGAUGAUCAAGGCUCCCGGGGCUAUGCAUUUGUGCACUUUCAGAACCAGAUUGCGGCCGACAGGGCCAUCGAGGAGAUGAAUGGGGCGCUGCUUAAGGACUGCAGGCUGUUUGUUGGCAGAUUCAAAAGCCGUAAAGAUCGGGAAGCCGAGCUCCAAAACAAAGCCAAUGAAUUCACCAAUGUUUACGUCAAAAACUUCGGAGAUGACUUGGAUGAUGAGAAAUUGAAGGAAGUUUUCAGCAAAUAUGGCAAAACCCUAAGUGUUAAGGUGAUGACAGAUUCCAGUGGGAAAUCCAAAGGCUUUGGCUUUGUGAGUUUUGAUAGCCAUGAGGCUGCCAAAAAGGCUGUUGAAGAAAUGAAUGGAAAGGACAUAAACGGACAGCUGCUUUUUGUAGGCCGGGCACAAAAGAAAGCAGAGCGACAGGCUGAGUUAAAGCAAAUGUUUGAGCAGCUGAAACAGGAAAGAUUUCGUCGGUGCCAGGGGGCGAAGCUCUAUAUUAAGAACCUCGAUGAGACCAUUGAUGACGAAAAACUUCGAAGGGAAUUUUCUUCAUUUGGGUCAAUUAGCAGAGUUAAGGUAAUGCAAGAAGAAGGGCGAAGCAAAGGGUUUGGCUUGAUCUGCUUCUCCUCUCCUGAGGAGGCCACGAAAGCAUUGACUGAGAUGAAUGGCCGCAUCUUGGGCUCCAAGCCUCUCAACAUCGCCCUGGCCCAGAGGCCCUAGGAGAGGAAAACUUACUGCACCAGCCAGUGUUUGCUGCAGGUUGGGUAGGGAAUGUUAGUGAUCUCUGCCUGAAUUGUCCUCAGUAAAUUUCAGAUCCCAGCUGAUGGCUUCUUAGUUUGGUAAACAUUGUGAUCAAAGGUUUUGUAUAUAAAGCUAUUUCAUUUUCUUCCGAGGAAAAAUAUUUGAACCUUAGAAGCCCGGUUCUUUUUACAGAAGCACACCAUUUAAUUACAAUAUUAUGUAUUUUUCUGAUUUUAAUGUAGUGUUCAGAGCAAAAGUAUAGUUAGAUAUAUUUUAUUGUAUUUUGAACCAACUGAAGUGUGGUAAUUAUUUGCAUUUACUGCAUACUUUUUUCUUAUUUUAAAAUCGCUAGCUUUAAUUUCUUCCAUGAAAAUAUGCCCAAAGUAGUUCUUAUACCUAAGGAUUGCAAAAUUACUUUUAUAAACAAAGUUUCUAAUUUCAUAUCUAAUUUUUUAAAGAAACCAAAAUUUAAAAAUCGCCACUACAAAUUUGAUAUCUAAUUUCGUUUUAAUAAUGUUUAAAGAACUAGGACAUGGUUGAAUAUCUUUUAAAUUUGUAUCCCCAAAAGAUUGUUUUUCUAAUGUCUGAAAUUAAUGAUGGAGUUUUUAAUGUUGCCUACAAACCUGCUUUAUAGGAUAUUUUGCUGUUCUUUCCAUUGGUUGACCAUUCAGGUGCUUGCUGGUUAUCAAAAUAGUGACUUGAAUAGUAGAACCUUAACUUCUACAUUCCUUAAGUUAUGAACCUGUAUCUAUUCAGGUAAAAAAGUUGGCCUAGUCUUAAUUCUCUUUACAUAUACACAAUAUAAAAUUAUGCCUUAAGUCUUGAACCAGAUACCAAUACUAUAAAAGUCAUAUAUAUAUAUAGAACAUAGAUAUUCUGUUUACCAACUGUGUUUUCUAAUCUCUGUUUUAUGUUGUUCCAUGUAGUGAUACUGUCUCAGGGUUCAGAAAAGUAAGAUCCUUUAUUUUUAUGAACUCUAUGUCUCCUUUUAUCAGACCUUAAGAGCUGUGUAACCCAUUAAGGGUCACAUUUAGCCUGGAUUGAUCAGAAGUUCACUAAUUGAUUUUCUGAUAAAUUGAAGUUACAUCACUUAGCCCGUUGUCCAGCACAAUUUUUAUUUCAGUCUCAUUCCCAGACGUUUCCUUCUCUCCUGCCUUUAGUCAAUAUUAUUCAGUUCCUCUGUACUUUUUAAAAAGGGUUUUAUUAUACUGACUUUUACUGUGUGCUAUUUGAAAUCCACUUUGGAAAUGGAUGCAAGAGUUAUUUAUUUACAUUUAAGUAAUUAAUUUUAAAAUUCUGAUUCAGUCUUACCAAAGGUGUCCAGAAAAUAGUUCUGCUGUUGUUGUUUACUCUGCUUGGUUGUUUCUUGUGACCAUAUAUUCAAGUUUUCUGUUUUUUAUAUUACCAGAACAGAAGAAACAUUAAAGUAUUUUUCUUUGGCAAUACUUUAGCUAUGAAAGAAUGAGAAAAUCUGUUUUGUUUAUUUUUGUAUGGACUAUAUGUAUAUGCAUUGCACAUUUUCUAAAUUAAAAGUCUCUUUUAGACAAUGAAAAAAUUAUGGAGAGUGAAAAAAAUUACAGCAACACAUAAUCUUAUUAUGCAGACAGAUCUUUAAAAUUUAUUGCAUUUCCCAAAUUUUUUCUAUACUUAUACACAUAAUUUAAUGAAAAUGGAAUCAUACUAUAAACCUCGUUUGAAAUUGCUUUCUUAAUUUGACAAUAUGCCAUAGUCAGCUUCUAUGACCACAACUAAUUAUUUGCACUAUAAUUUUAAUGACAUAUCUUUCCGUUAAUGCUUGUAUCAUAAUAUAAUAAUUUCUUCUUGAUAAACGUAUAGGUUGCUAGAUUGUUCCCUCUCUUUUUCUUUUCCCUCUAUCAUAAACAACUUGAAGAUAAAAACCCUUGCAAACUUAUAUAUGCUGAUGUAUAUAAUUUUCUUAAGAAAAUAUAUAAUUCAUUGGAAUUAAUGUUUAAGAGGACAGCAAUUUAAAAAAUUAUUUCAAUAAAUAUUACCCAAAUGCUGUUCAGAAACUUGUGCCACUUAACAUUUCCAUUAUGAGUGUCUAUGUUCAUUUUCCUGUACUCUAAGAAGAAGGGAUUUUAUUUAAGUAGUUCAAUUCAAGAUGAUAUGUAAAAACAAAAUAUUUCAUGGUUAUUUAUUUUAUUUUUUAUUACAUCAAAAGUUAAGCAGCAUUUCUUGUAUUUACUGGUCAUCUGCCAUAUUGUGAGCUAAUGUUUCAGGAUCUUAGCCUAUUUUCCUGUUGGGAUAUUUUUCAUUUAAAUGGAUUUGUUAAUUUCUUUACAUGUUAAGGACAAAAUUUUAAACUUUUCUUCCUUGAUACUCUUAUCUUGUUUCUAGUUUUGAGAAUCAUUCCAAAGUUAAAUUUUCAAAGUCAAAAGCUAAAUCUUUCAGUUUGAUGGCUUUAAUAUGUUUCAAAACACUUUGAACACCUCAAAUAUACAUACUCCCCAACCACAUACGUACAAUUCAUCUGUAUUAUCUUCUAUUACACUCAGAGUUUCAUAUUCUCAGUAUUUUCUAAACAAAACUUUUGUCCAUACAGUAGCUUAUCCACAGCCUAUAUUAAUAUUUUUGAAGUGUCUUUAAUUUUAUUAACAUGUUUUGGUAAAUACUGAUCCACUAAGAAUAUAUAUGAAAUCCAUAAGCCAACUCUAAUUCAUUGGCUCUUUGAAUCACUGUGUUGAGAAGUAUUUACCUCCAAAGGAGAGAGCUUUUAAGAAAAGGUGCUAGGCAACAUGACUGGGAAGUGUAGUAGGUGUGUCAAGCCUUGACAGCUCUUUCUGGAUAAUUCACUCUAUCAAAAUGUUCAAAUAUUUGAACAAUGUUUCAUAAUGCUUGUAAAUGGAUUAUCAAGAUAAUAUCAGGGAACUGAGUUAGUUCUCUUCUCACAUGCAAAAAGAAUUAAUAGAACAUAAUAUCAGAUGUUUAGAUGAAUUGUAGCUAUAGCUUCAUGACAAUAAUAUAUCAUUUUAGUAAAAUUGCUUAUUAUUAAUAUUUACCAUAAGAAAUGAUUGUCAGUUUACCAAAAGAUAUGAUCUUGUAGAUUUUCUUGAUUAUUUAAAUUUUACUCAUUCUAAAUUGUGUGUGUGUGUGUGAUACUAUCAAGUCAUCUUCGCAGUAGAGAUUCAUGAAUUCAAGAAACUUUAUUCUUUUUAUGUCCAAGUGCCUUGAUAAAUUAAAAAAAAAAACUUCGCUUUUCUGAUAAACAUUCCAGUAAAAGUUAAUUUAUACAGAGAUGCCUUGAGCCACUGCUUCUGUUCUCCCUUUUCUUUCCCCACACACAUUGUCGUUUGUUGUAUAGAUGCCUGCUUGCAUAUACAGCCAAUUGAAUAGAUAUAUGCCUUUUAAAUUUUUUAUUUUUAAAUUUUUAAAAGGAAAUUUAUAGUUAGUAAAAAUAAGCUUUUUAAAGUGGUGUAGGAUUGGUAUUUUCAUGUUCUUAGUAUUUUUAUAACUCCAUUGAGAAAAGCUCAAAUAAAAUCUAAUCCUUCAAUGAUGAAGACUUGUCUGAAAAUGAUUUUUAUUUAUUUAAUUUUUUCAUAUAUCUACUUUUCUAAAAUCAGUUUUUCUUAGGAAUAAACUAGAAACAACUUUCAUUUUUAAAUGAAAAUGGUCAUAUUUCAUGUUUUAAAAGACCAACUCCCAUAGGAACUAGUAACUCUUUUUUAAGUUACUCGUAAUGAUGGGACCAUGAUUGAAAAGCACCUCUAGUGUAGACCAAGACUUCAUGAGGAAUACGAGACUACUUUAAAGACACUUUUGAAUUUAAUUGUUAAAGUAAAAUUCAGCUAAUAUUUUGAGGAUUUAGAAUUAGCUUACUUGUAUUACAUUCAGAAAGUAUGCCUCAUAAUGUAAUUUUUAAAAGUAAUUAAUAAAACAGGUAGAAAAAAGAAUUCUUUUAAAUCUACAUUUUAGAAAGUAGAACAAAUUAAAUAUCCUCAGGAUAUUUUUGGUUUCAAGUAAUAGGAAAUCCAGCUGAUAGGAGAAAAGGAAAUUUUAUUUAACAAAAUAUUCAGAGUUAAGGUGUCUUCAGGUGAGGUAUAGCAGAAUGUCUGUGCCAGUUCUCCUGGGGAGUCUCCUGCUCUUCACUCUGUCUCAGCUUCAUCAUCAGGCAGGUUUUCAAGAUGCUUGCAGGAAUUCCUGUUACCACACUGAACACAGCAACACUCAGAAGGUGAUACCUUUCCUAGAAACCUUUAACAGCUUUCCCCCUCAGUUCUCAUUGUCCGUUAUUGUCGUACUUACCCGACAAGAGCUGCCACUAGAAUUGAGGAAGGAGUCAACUUUCCAAGUUCCUUGCAGAAUGGGCUUAUGCUAGGAAGAAACAAGAGUAGAAACGGCUGUAGGGUAUGCAUCUACUAAACCUUGGACAGUUUUCGUUAUUUAUAUCUAAUUUUUAAUUUCAGUAUUUACUAGAUAUUUCCUUUCUGCUUUUAACAUUUGCUUACAAAUAGUUCUUAAAAUUCAGUUUUCUCCCUACAAAUCAUUUUCAACACUUGAGUCAAACUGGUGAUUUUCCUCUACCUCAAGUUGUAUAACCAUAGGGAAUAAAUUGUGUGGUAUAUUCUGUAUAAAACUGAAUUCACUUUUGUUUGGUAGUGGGACUUGUGUUUUUACAAGCAAGGAGGUCUAAAUGAGGCAUCUACUGAAAAUUAUAACUGAAAACGUCAGAUUCACCUUACUCACCCCAAUGAGUUUCCACCAAAAAUAGUUAACAACAGAUUACAAAUGGUCAAGAAUGUUUUAAAAUAAAUCUACAUUUAAUAA
Molecule: messenger RNA, 6344 nt
Organism: Vicugna pacos (alpaca)
Lineage: Eukaryota; Metazoa; Chordata; Mammalia; Artiodactyla; Camelidae
Gene: PABPC4L
Product: poly(A) binding protein cytoplasmic 4 like
Molecular function (GO): RNA binding
Source: RefSeq, a predicted model, not a curated record